Messenger RNA from Phanerochaete carnosa HHB-10118-sp, 1119 nucleotides. RefSeq lists its product as uncharacterized. Lineage: Eukaryota; Fungi; Basidiomycota; Agaricomycetes; Polyporales; Phanerochaetaceae. Bases 214 to 1077 code for a protein of 287 amino acids. The transcript is spliced from 3 exons. The record is from RefSeq and is a predicted model, not a curated record.
CCACUCAGUGUUUUGGCGUACAUGACCGACAGAUUGACGAAGACGAGGCUCAGUGACUCCUGAGGAGGGCGCCGUCGAUGGCGCCAAUAAUGUGACCCUGUGUCAGAAGGCAUCACCAUUAGGAGGCAGGAUACCUGCGACGCGGCUUUGGCCGCAGGCUGCAACAUAUAAACGUGCCAUUCUACUUUGUCUUCCCCCAUAUCGUCUCCCGCUAUGGUGACCAUCAACAAGGAAGCCGUCUCCGCAGACGGCACACGCAUCUACGCCGAGGCCGCAGGCGAUCCUUCCAACCCUGCGCUCGUCUGUAUGCACGGCUUCACAGGGACGUCCUUCACGUUCCACAAACAGCUUGCAAACCCCCAACUGCUGCGCCAUGUCUUCGUCAUCGCCUACGACCUCCGAGGGAACGGGCGCAGCGACAAGCCAGAGGACGCAGCGGCAUACGCGGGCGAGCGGGUUGCAGAGGACUUCAGAGCGGUGUGCGAAGCGUUUGGGGUGGUGCGGCCGGUCGCGUUGGGCUGGAGCCUCGGCGCCAUCGUCAUCCUCGACAUCCUGAACCAUCUUCCGCCUGGGUACAUCCGCGGCGCGGUCUACAGCGGCGGUCCUGCCCUGACGCGCCCCCUCCACAACACGUUCAUGUCCACCUGGCUGCAGACGACGCUCCCCCCGCUGCUCGGCAGCUCCGACGCCACGGUCGUCGCGCGCGCGACGGUCGAGUUCCUGGACGGCUGUUUCGGGCACCCGCGCACGGACAUGACGUACGAGCAGCGCAUGCGGUGGCUCGGCGAGAUCAUGUUCGCGCCGCCGCCGACGCGCGUGGUGUACGAGGCGGUGACGCGCGAGCGCGACACGACGCACUUCCUCGAGCGCAUGCGCGAUGUGCCGCUGCUCGUCCUGCAGGGCACCGAGGACAUGCACGUCGACGUGCACAAGCUCAAGGCGACGUUCGACGAGCUCUUCUCCGGGAAGAAGGACUACGAGUUCGUGUGGAUGGAGGGCAUCGGGCAUUGCGUGGCGUGGGAGAAGGCGGAGGAGCACGACGAGCUGAUCGUGCGGUUCAUGAAGCGACUGUCGUAGUGCUAACGCUGUACGUCUCUUUGAUUCUGAGUUGCGAAUGCA